AUUGAUUUGGCCGAACGAAGAACGAUGCAGCGCUUGGAGUGCGUCGUGCAGCAAUAUGCGUGGGGAAAGAAGGGAACCAGCAGUAUCGUCGCCAAUCUCAAGGCGGCGUCGGACAAGACUUUCGUCGUCAAUGACAAAGAGCCGUACGCGGAACUGUGGAUGGGAACCCAUCCAAACGGCCCUUCAUCUAUCGCAGACACGUCUCAAUUGCUCUCGGAAUGGAUCAAGGAAAAUCCAUGGGCACUCGGCAACACGGCCAAGGAUAUCCCAUACCUGUUCAAGGUUCUGUCUGUGAACCAAGCGCUGUCGAUCCAGGCGCAUCCUGACAAAUCUGCUGCGAAGCGACUGCACAAGGACUUUCCCCAUAUUUACAAAGACGACAACCACAAGCCGGAAAUGGCGAUUGCACUGACCCACUUUGAAGCACUUUGCCAGUUUCGACCUAUGGACCAAAUCAUCAACCACAUCACUCACGUGGAGGAAUUCCGACUCUUGGUGGAUUCGUCCGUGGCCAUGGCGCUCGUCGACUUCAAAGACCUGCCGUCCCUGCGUGCCUUCUUCCGCGCGAUGAUUUAUUGCGACCCCGACAAAGCCACGUCCGCCCUCGAGAGCCUUCGCAGCCGGCUCGGCGCGCAGCGCGAAAGCCUCUCGGCCCUCGACGCUCUCGUGCUGCGACUCAACGAGCAGUACCCCAACGACAUUGGCGCGUUCUCGCCGUAUCUGUUGAACUACGUCGUGCUCGAGCCGGGGGACGCGGUCUUUUUAGGUGCCAACGAACCCCACGCGUACCUUUCAGGCGAAUGUGUGGAAUGCAUGGCCGGGUCGGACAACGUGGUGCGUGCAGGCCUGACUCCCAAGUUCAUUGACAAGGCCACGCUCGUGGACAUGCUCACGUACACGGUCGGGUCGCCGCCCGUGCAGCGCGGAAAGCAAGUCGACGCGCAUCUGACACAAUACAGCUCGCCAGUGCCGGAGUUCCAAGUCCAGCGAAUGAACUUGCCGCCAUCCACGACGUACGAUUUGGCGGUCGCCACAGGGCCUUCCAUCCUGCUUGUCUUGGAAGGCCAAGGCACUGCCAACGUACACGGCGCCACGACACAUGACGUAGGCACAGGCCAAGUGUUCUUUGUACCGGCAGGCCAUGCCAUCACAUUCAAGAGCAGGCAGGAUGAAAGACUAGUUGUCUACCGGUCGUCGCCCAACGAAAACGUUCAGGAAUAGUGUCACCAGCGUAACUUUAUGUACAGUACAUAUGUGCAUACUGUAUCACCACAUCGUUAAUGAUGUCGAUUACCA
This is a messenger RNA of Aphanomyces astaci, 1296 nucleotides long. RefSeq names its product mannose-6-phosphate isomerase, class I. The record is from RefSeq and is a predicted model, not a curated record. Gene Ontology annotation, biological process: GDP-mannose biosynthetic process; carbohydrate metabolic process. The transcript has 5 exons. Bases 25 to 1221 code for a protein of 398 amino acids. Lineage: Eukaryota; Oomycota; Saprolegniomycetes; Saprolegniales; Verrucalvaceae. Gene Ontology annotation, cellular component: cytosol. Gene Ontology annotation, molecular function: zinc ion binding; mannose-6-phosphate isomerase activity.